Messenger RNA from Durusdinium trenchii, 5663 nucleotides. The record is from the annotation of a GenBank genome assembly. NCBI's taxonomy places the organism in Eukaryota, Dinophyceae, Suessiales, Symbiodiniaceae.
GACGAGGGAAAAAACAAUCCACUUGCCUUGCAUGAUAUCACCACAGCUUUAUGGCUGAGACUGAAGAAGAAUCAGGAUGCACAGCUUGCUUGACACGCCUUGACAGAUUUGGUCUGUUCGGUGAUGAAGCUUCCCAUGGAUACGUUCGGGUGAUGCAGGGAGAACAAGCAGGAUUCCAUGACAGUGGAAAGCCGCUGCUUGCAAGCACUGUUGAUACAUUUGAAGAUGAUGAUGAUGAAGGUAUGGAGAGCAAGCUGGAUACUAUGAGUAAGCUGGACAGUAUGAUGGGCAGCAUGAUGAGCAGUUUGGACAGCAUGACAGAUCCUUCAACACCUGGAAGGAGGAGAAGGUCAACCAUGGACACCGAGAUCGAGCUCUUCAAAGAACGUGCCGAAGUUCGCAGUGACCCACUUCUGCGGCCGCCUCGUACUAUAGCUGGCAUAUGCCUGGCGGGCUUUUGUAUGCUGCUGGGUGCAGGCGCAGGUGCUGCUGCAGGCUAUUUUGGUUUGUAUCUCGAGCCACGUAUCCUGAUGUCUGCGGAGUGCCACACCAUCAAGCCAAUUCGGCAUUUGGGCGUGGAUGCUAUGCACCUCAUGCGGCUUGUGGAAAGCUUCUACUGUCAUAGCAUGCGAACGUCCCAGAUGGUCGAACUCUUCUGCCCUUUGGCUCUGGGUGCAGGAGGUGCUGUGGCAGCUUUGAGACUUGCCUACGGGCAUGCAUACUUCAAGCAGUGGACUGAUGAGGAGUCCAUGAAUGAGCUUAAGAAACUCUAUUCUUUGCGAACGGUCGGAACGAAAUUCGUUCUCAGGUGUUGGCGCAUGCGGCGGUCAACGGUCUUCUGCUUUCAAGUGGUAGUCAUGAUGUGGCUUCGAUACACGGUGGAUCUUUGGAUGGACAUCGAAGCGAUGAAGAUCUUCUUGCAAGAGCAUCAGCCUUGGUUCUUCACCCUGAACCUCCUGGGUGUUUUCCUGGGUCUUCUGUGGACUGCCUACGAGUUUUACAAUGUGAUUACCAGCCCUGGCUCAAAGAUCACCAACACGGAGAUCUUUUUUGCUGGGCUCACACUCCCUUUGCUUGGACAGCAUGUGACCUACUUGGCCAUCCUAUCCUUGUUUCGUGGCAGCCUACAUCCCUUCCUCUUUGUUUCCACACUAGCAGAGGCCAUCCUGGAAUCCUCCAUCUCCUCCUUCAUUCAGACCUAUGCAGUGGUUUUCACAAGCCGUUUGACUUGGGAUCAAAAGGCGCAGCUCUACUUCUCCGUCUUCUCAUCCUUUGUUUCAAUUGGCUAUGCCUUCAGCACAAUUGACAUGUUCCAAGGAGGCAGAAUGCUAGUGAAGGUGCCCGGUUUCUGCAAAUCCUUCAACGCGCGAUUCGGAGUGGUGUUUUUCUUUCGCGUGGCCGAAAUUACGUCUCGUGCAACAUCACUCGCUCUGUUCCAAACAGUAACACGACCAUAUGGUAUGUUUGUCGUCAUUGCAGCGGAUGGAGUUAUCAUGUCCAUCUUCACCAUUUUCUAUCAGUGCCGAGUGGGCCAGUUUGCUCCGGUUGAACGCUUUGCAUUUGUCCGCCAAAACUUCUUCUAUGUCAUCCCCUCUGUUCUUUUCUGCCGGAUGGCGCCUAUCCUGGAGAAAGACACGGUGAUCACCAUCCCGCCAAUCAUCUAUUACACUAUCAGGUACUUGGAGCUGGCUGGCAUGGUGGCAGUAGCUGGGGAGUGGAUGGAGUGGGACAAGGACUAUGCAAGAGACCUUUUUGAAGAUGAUGGACUCAUCCUGGCUGCUUUUGCCUUGAGCACAGUGAUGAUGCUGGUCCUUGGCAUCAUCAUCAGGAGCUUUCUGAGUGUGCGGACAUUGAUGGAUACAUCUGGGGAAAUUUGGAGCGAACACGAAUUCAACAGUGCGCAGCAUGCAUUGAAGAAUCGUAUCCUGGAGGAUCAUCCCGCAGACCUGAAGGCCAUCAAGAUUGUGAGCAAGCUGCUGGAGAGCGACCUGAAAAUGACGGGCUCCCAAUGCCACUCCUUUGCUCGGGAAGCAGGUUUCCCGCCGGCGGCCCACUGGGACUCCAACUUUUUAAGGGCCAAGGUGGCUCUGAUCAUCAAAGAGGCCUUGCUGGCAGUGGAAGGCUUUGACUUUUCCAAUGCUCGCAGCCGCCAUCGCACCCUCCUCAACUCGGGCUCUUUGGUGUCAAUCAGAUCCACGGGCCGUUCACUGACCAGCAAGGGAGACAGGAUUGUUGGCCACAUGUCCAAUGACCUGGCCAACCAGAAGUUUGUCCUGGAGUGUGAUGAGGGUUUGUUGAUCUCGGGCAACAAGAUGCGCUUGAGAGCUUUAACCAGUGGCGAGCUGCUUGGGCUAGUGAAGACAGAUCCGUUGAACUAUGAGCUUCGUUUGCAACCCACUUGGAGCGAGGAAGCAGCCACCUUCUUCUCGCCCUUGCUUGUCCACGAGGAGAUCUACCGCAGCGCGUCCCGCUUCGCUCAAUUUGUCCACAUGGGAUCUGGUCUGGAGGUCGUGGAGCUGCGAGUGAGCAAGAGAAGAGGUCAAAGCCUGAAGGAUUGGGACUCCAGUGGCUGGAGGAUCUUUGCCAUCAAUGGGAAAACGCCCAGCCGAGAAGAAGUUGAUGAGAUACUUCAGAAGGGCAAAGGGUCUAAGAUGGUGAAGGCUCAGUCCAGUGUCUCUGACCCUCACAGCGACAGCAACAUGGAUCUCUGGAAGUCACUCCGCCCGGGCGUGGAAGCUGCUGCUCGUGGGGAGUACAUUGUACAGUUUGUCAGGAGGGACGCCUCUGACACGCCGAUUAUGGCUGGCAGCAAGGUCCUUUUGCAGCAUGCCGGUGGUUGGACCAACACUCCUAUGGGAAUGUCAGAGAGUGUGACAUCAGACGUCGACGAUGCAGCUGAAGCUCCUGAGGAACAAGACCGCUUUAUGCCGCGCAUUGUAGAAGGGGAGGGCGGCCUGACAUUCACCAUGGAAACAGCAGAAUUUGGCAGCAAGGAUGAUCCCAGCAUAUACCAAUGGGCUGCGAACUUGAUUGGUGAUCUUGCGGACACUGUGCAACUACAAGAGUCCUUUGCGGAGAAGUAUCGCACGCUGACAGUGGUGACGUUCAAUGCGCGCUCCACAGGGAUGGCAGGUGUGAAAGGAAUCCUUCAAGCGGACCCCGACUUGCAUUUGCGGGUCCUCUCAAACCUUCUACAGCCGAUUCGCCAAGAGAAGGAUAUUCGUGUGGAGUAUCUUCUUAGCGAAGUGCUGAUGGAUCUUGAAUUUGAUUUUGACAAUGAAAAUCCUGGGGAGCCUAUGACGAUCACGGCUUUUGAAGAUGAUGACGAUGGAUCUGCAAUGGCAUUGCAGAACUGCGGGGUUCAAGUGGGAGACCAACUGUUGUUAAUCGAGCUCAUGGAGGAGGAUGGUUCGAUGAAAAAGAUCAGUGGCUUUGUCGAGAUUCGUGACUUGCUCAUGGAGGCCGAAGAGGAAGACGUGGACACGACGGGCUUCCUCACCUUCCGCUGUAAGGGUCGUUCCACCCACGUGGAGGAGACCAACGAGACGGUGAAGAAGGCCGUGGCGCAGUCGUUGAUCAUUGCGGAGCUACUGCCUACCUGGACGGAGUUGCAACAGGCAGCACAUAAGUCUGUGGAGCGACAACAGGUGUGCGAUAUGAAGGAAGGGCUUUUGAGCCACGGCUUGCUCUUCCGGACCAAGUGUGACUUGGUACAAGCACUCAUCUCUACAGGCUUUGCUCUACACCAUGAUGACUUCGCUUCGAAGGCAUUGCAGCUUCACAAACGCUUCGAUCCGGCGACGGAUGAAGUGCUUUGGAAGUUCUUUUCGGGUCGUGACAAUGCGGAACUCAGAGAUGAAAUCCUCAUCGUUCAGCUGGAUGUACUCACAAACACGUGGCGAUCGCUGCCCCAGAUCAUCAAAGAGGACAUUCCAGAUGUUGUGCGGACUCUUUUCCAUCCAGAUGUGGAGAUUACGCUCAUCCACGAUGCUGCAAGAGUGCUCAUGCAGAGGUGGGAAAGCGUCCGCGAGUCUGAAGGGGAGAUGGAUAGCCUGAAAAUGCCAGACCAACUGGUGCGAUUUUUCAAGUACAUGCGCCCGGCCAGUGAUGAUUCCGCAGGUCAUCGUGAAUUCUCCAUGCAUUGGAUAGUGAAUGCCUGGCAAGCUGACAGGAUACAGCAGAGAAAGGUGCAAGCUCUUCUCUCGGACAUUGCUCGAUUGUUCGAAAGUGCGGAGACCUUCUGGGAGAGACGGGUGAAAGAUGCCCACGCUCGAGCAGAAGAGGCAAAGAAGCUCCUGGAGCAGGCAGUGCGUCAAGAGGUCAUUCGUGUCGUGCUUUGCUCUUCAAUAGAAGACUUGGAGAAGGUGAAAGGCAUGCUGACUGAUGAUCUUAUGCUGAAGCAGGAUUGCAAGAUCGGAGAUUCAGAGAAUGUUCCAAAAGGAAAGUGUUUGGUUUGGAGCCAGGGGAUAGUGAUGGAGAAAUUCAAGACUUUCAAGACUCCCUCUCCGGAUUUGGCCAAAAUUCGGAGGGAACUCACUAGAUUGUAUGAGGGCAAGGACGUGCGCUUGCUCUUCAGUGGCUUGGACUUCGACCGGCAACAUGACGAAUCUCAGAAGGCCUUGGAUAGUCUCCAGAAGUACAUUGUCAUGGCGAAGACUGCAGGAGAAGCUUUUCCUAGCAUCAAACAAAUCCUGGAUGACUUGUCGGAUGUCUUGCACAAAAGCCAGCUCUUCAAGAAAGAUCAGGAAGCCAAGCGGAAAGUCAUCCUGAAAGAGAAGGAACUUCAGGCGACCAUGAAAGUGGCUGAGCGCCGUUUGCAGCAAGUGGAGAAAGAAAAGGAAGACAUUGAAGCCAAGAACCGCAAACUGCACGAAGAGAAGGGCAAGCUGGAAGCGGAUACAAAGGCUGUCCGCGAUGAGCUGGCCAAAGUGAUGCAUGAUGUUGCUGCGGAACAGAGCACUCUAAAGCGUCGGGUGCAGGAGCUUGAAGUUGAGAAGAAGGAGUUGAAGGAUGCAGUUGAUUAAGACAUGACAGGAAUACAGGUGCAAUGCACCGACGGCUUACUGUGAAAUUUGAUGGUGAAAGGUACCGACCCCAAGAAUUUGGUUGAUGGAACACAGUUGAACGCUCAUACAGUCAGAGGCACUCAGGGUUUCACCCCGAAACUGGAUCAAUCAAAAGAGAAGGUACCUCUCAGCCACCGGGUGGUACUUUUUCCAUGUCUUCGCCUGGGGAAGGAACUUAAACGAAUGGAAUGACACAUAAAGAAGCCCAGGCAUUCUGGUUGUCUGCGGCAUGUGACGCCAGAUGACGUUGCUGGGCUUCAGGACGCCUUACGCACGGUGGAGGGCUUCCUCAAGGACAAGCGAAGUGUUUCUUCGAGUCCAGGCGGUGCAGGAGAAGAUGCUGCGAAGCUGGAAAAGUUGAUCCAGCUCGUUGAGAGAAGCGUGAAAUGAAUCGGAGAAGUGGGCUUCAGCCUGUGCAAAGACGUGGGUGAAGCCUGGAAGUCUUCUCGUUUGAGAAGAGGAGCAUUGGAACUAAGCAGGAUGAGAGUUUUCAAGUUGCAAAAUCCAUCUCACUCCCUGAAGUGCAAGGCCCUCAAUGAGGGGGGCUUUUGCAGGGAUGGCAGAACAUAAAUGUAGUUCUGCUGUUCGGUGUGAAAA